This is a messenger RNA of Triticum turgidum subsp. durum (durum wheat), 648 nucleotides long. The record is from the annotation of a GenBank genome assembly. Lineage: Eukaryota; Viridiplantae; Streptophyta; Magnoliopsida; Poales; Poaceae.
AUGGAGUCGUCGGGCGACACGGCGCCGUUGCACUCCUCACCGACCCCGACGUCGCCGCCGGCAAUGGCGACGGGGGCGGCGGUGGUGAUGAGCCCGUGCGCGGCGUGCAAGAUCCUCCGCCGCCGGUGCGUGGACCGCUGCGUGCUGGCGCCCUACUUCCCACCCACGGACCCCCACAAGUUCGCCACCGCGCACCGCGUCUUCGGCGCCAGCAACAUCAUCAAGCUCCUGCAGGACCUGCCCGAGGAGCAGCGCGCGGACGCGGUGAGCAGCAUGGUGUACGAGGCGGCGGCGCGCGCGCGGGACCCCGUCUACGGCAGCGCCGGCGCCAUCUGCCAGCUCCAGAGGCAGGUCGACGGCCUCAAGGCGCAGCUCGCGCGCGCGCAGGCGGAGCUCGCGGCCGCCCGCGCCCACCACGCGCACCUCGUCGCGCUGCUCUGCGUCGAGGUGGCCACCGCCGCCGCCACGCCUCCGCAGGACGCCUACUGCACCGGCGGAGGCGGAUCACAGACCCAGCUCGCCGCACCGCCUGGUGUAGGCUCCGCGCACGCGGACGCGCUUUAUGUCGUCGACGGCGGCGCGGCGGGCGGCGGCGGCAUCAUGCAGGCCGGGCACGUCGGCUGGGCCGACGAGCCGCUCUGGACAUAA